AUGAUAGCUCGAAGGACCUUGACGUCGUCCGCGUCCUCCAUUCGACCCUCCAACCGUAAGCGUCUGGACGACCAAAUUGCUCCGGUAGAUCCUUCCAACAACAACGCUCAUGCUGCUACGCGCAUCACGCUGCCUUCUCGCGCCAGCAAGUACCGAAAUUUGUCCGCCGGAGUGAACAAAAAGUCGCGAGCGCGUGCUCCUGCAGUUCCAGGUAAGGACCUGACGGACCGUCCGCCCUCCCGUCAGCGUCACGCCUUCCCAACGCACCUCAUAGACGCCAACGCAUUCGACGCUCCAGAGACGACUGGAAGACGCGGAGGCAGCUCGAGCUCUAGCACCAGCAGCUCUCGAAGUAGGAGCGAUACGUCUUCUCCCCCUGACGGCGUCACUGGCGACCGCCCACCGUCGAGAUACAUGGUCAAGGUUAAGCGCAACAGUAAACAGGGAUUGACUCAAGACCCAAGCGCUCCGUCAAGACGCGGUGUAGUCGACAAGACCUCGGGGUUCUCGUGUAACCAGGCGCACCAUGACCCAAAGACCGACGGGUUCGCAGACGUGGACGAGAGCGUGCCCCCUCCAUUCAGGAUCGAAGUCACGACGGAUGCCAGUGAAACAACGCUGGAUUCGCCAGCUGAGUCUCGCUCCACCCCUCCUUCAGGGUUGAAUCCGACCAAAAAUGCUCGACGCUGGCCAUUCAGCAACCAGGAGCAGCUCUUGCGUAUGGCUGUGAGGGGCUCGGACGGGAGUCGGGGCAGUGAUCAGGCCAUGUCGGCGGACCUUGAUGCUGGACAGAGCCCUCUCCAGUGGUUUGGCAAAGACGACCAGAUCAACAACGCGCACUUGUUCGAGACGAUCAUCUCGCUACCAAGUCCCCGACCUGCACUGGAAUCCGACGUGGACGUAGCGAUUGAGGACGAUCUGGAGGACAGCGAUGGACCGCAAUACCACAGCCGCAGAGUCAUCAGCAAGCAGCAACAGCCUCAACACGAGCCACACCAGCCCAUUGAGAACCACUUUCCUUCCCGCCGAGCUGCUGCAGCAUCAAAGCUCACUGCUCCGACUACCACAAUCGCUGUGGGGGAUAAGCCCGAGCAGUGGAUCCGUUCGAGCACCAACCCCUUCUUCGUGGGCUCUUCAUCGACCGUCGACUACGACUCAAUGGACCCGGAUACUGCGAUCGAGCAGACGCCGCUCUACUCGUCCGAGGAUCUCAUGACUCUAGCUGCGACCGAGAUGACGGACCUCCACUUGGACGACUACACGGCGUUAGGAGAUGCGUCCAUGCCAGCUCCGCCCCCUUCGACCUCGGGUAUGGGGUGGGGCGGCUCGAGACUUCUACCGGCGUCUCGCUCUCCGCCACUGAGGACUUCUCUAGGCAAGGACUUCCUCAGCCUCUUCGCUCAACACUAA
Messenger RNA from Phytophthora sojae, 1410 nucleotides. RefSeq lists its product as hypothetical. NCBI's taxonomy places the organism in Eukaryota, Oomycota, Peronosporomycetes, Peronosporales, Peronosporaceae. The record is from RefSeq and is a predicted model, not a curated record. The coding region runs from base 1 to 1410 and encodes 469 amino acids. The transcript has 2 exons.